CCAACAGAUCAUAGGCGCGAUUCAGAACUCAGCACUUCGUCAGUAGUUGGAAAGAUAGAAAAGCAACUUAAUAUCCAAUCUCAGGAAAUUAUUGAUGAAGAAAUGCCGGAUGCAAGUAAUGAGGAGAUAUAG
Molecule: messenger RNA, 132 nt
Organism: Acaulospora morrowiae
Lineage: Eukaryota; Fungi; Glomeromycota; Glomeromycetes; Diversisporales; Acaulosporaceae
Source: the annotation of a GenBank genome assembly